Messenger RNA from Ixodes scapularis (black-legged tick), 3306 nucleotides. RefSeq names its product neprilysin-1-like. Gene Ontology annotation, biological process: protein processing. The record is from RefSeq and is a predicted model, not a curated record. Gene Ontology annotation, cellular component: plasma membrane. The transcript has a single exon. NCBI's taxonomy places the organism in Eukaryota, Metazoa, Arthropoda, Arachnida, Ixodida, Ixodidae. Gene Ontology annotation, molecular function: metalloendopeptidase activity. The coding region runs from base 1 to 3306 and encodes 1101 amino acids.
AUGAGCAAGGAGCGGUCCCAGAGACAGCCGCCACUGGCCGCGUUGGACGAGAAAAGCCAGAGUGAGCCUCGGCCGGAACCGUCUGCGAGUGCCCUGGUCGAGCAUGGCGACAGCCGGAGGCCUUCCGUAAGCGUGAACGAAGGCGACUUGGGUAGCAUGCCUCCCGUCGGGGAACACCCGCGCAAGAGCCUGGGAAGCUUGGACUUUGGUGAUUCUGGACCCGAGAAAUCGGAUCCCCUGACUGCUGCUCCUGUUUCCGGGGACAACGUGGACAUCGCCAAAGAGUUCCUCGAGGGAAUCUGGGGUGGAUCGGAAGAAUCGCCGCCGAAAAGCCCACUCACACUUGCAUCGCUUCCCGAAGUGUCCAAUGAAGAUAUUCGGCUGAAACCACUGGAGAGUCUUUCGGGCGUUGAAGAGGAAGAGGGUGAGGCUUACUUACCUCUGUCCUCAGAACCGCAGCGGGGUCCUUCUGAGAAUCAAGUUAGCUCUCCUAAAAAGGACAAGGAAGAUAGCGUGUCUUCCUCCACAGGAGAGUACACAACCGAGACCAGAACAGAGACGGCGACUGGUAGCACAAGUGCAACGGGCGAAACCGAAGAAGAGACUCACCAAACUCCGCCAACGCCACCGCCAACUCAAGCAUCAGUACAGAGGCCUGAGUCAAGGCCCUCAAGCGGAGGAUCAGACCUGAGGUCUUCUGACACCGAGGGUCUGAGCACGGACAGAACGUCCGAGAGCGAAUCUACUGAAUCUCUUGAGCUUGGCAAAGAGGAUAUGGAGGCGCCGCUUCUUCCGAAAAAGGAAAGUGAUAGAAAGGGUGCAGAAGUUCCGAAGGUGGGUGCUUCAUCUCUUGGUACAAAAGAAAUCAUGCCGUUAAAAAGUCAUGCUCCACCGCUGUCUUCAUCAUCAACAGCGAAAAGUUCAACAACCAAAACUUCAUCGGGAGCUCAGAUCCAACCGAGCGCUUUCUCAGAUGCCCAAACAAAACGUCAGCUGCAGAAGGCUGCCGCGGUGAAAAAGGCUACCGGGGAGCCUGGUUCCAAGGUGGCUGGAAAUGACCCUGCUCAGUGCGCGCGGAACAACAACGAGGCGCACAGAGACGCUGAAACGGAAAAACGCACAAUUCCAUGUAUACUCCUAGUGCUUAACAUCAUUGUAGCAAUAGUCCUCAUCCUUCUUUAUCACCUGCUUCUCAUUCGGGAACUGGAGCGACGCGCAAAGGAGGAGAGGCCAGAGGCGUUCAUUCCUUCCACAGAGUCAGUUGACGACCACGUGUGCCGAAGUGUUCAAUGCAGUGCGGCGGGAACGCAUCUGUUUUACGUGCUGAACACAUCCGCGAAUCCGUGCCAAAGUAUUUACGACUACGUCUGCAAGUCCUGGAUUCACCUUCCACCGACGAGUUACCGAAAGGUUGUGCUUGGAGCGGAACGCCUGUUCGUCGAUAGUAAGUACGCUGAAAUGGAUAACGCGCUUCGAAUGCCCGACAUGUUAAUCAACCCGUCUAUUGCGGUUAGAAAAGCUUCUUGCUUAUACAGAGAUUGUUUGCGGGAAGCUGAGAAGUCGAGUGGAGGUGCUGAACAUAUCAGGGCACUUCUAGAGUCCUAUGAUAUGGGAGCAUGGCCUUUCAUGGCAAACAUAUUUUUUGAGCCAUACAAGAGUCUAGGAAAAUUUAUAGGAGACACUGGCGUAGGUGCUUUGGUAACCGUAAAAAUGGCGCCAGACCCCAAUAACCCAAAAGCGAGAAUGAUUACGUUGGACUGUUCCACAUUUGCAGUGCCAUUCGGGGUGUUGUUGUCCUCUUCAGAGCACACUGACACCAUACUCCGGGGUUAUAAGACAUACAUAUCCGAAACAAUUUCUGCUUUGCAUCCUGAUCAACCUGACAUUGACGUUAUUGCUGGGGAUGUUAUAAAAUUUGAAAUUAACCUCGCACACCAACGUAACAAAAGUUGUCAGAGAAAGAAGUACAAAUCAGUGACUUUGGCGACAUUGACCAAUGGGGCAGGCAUCAAGUGGAAAGAUUUUUUAUCCCAUAUCUUCGGCGAGGCUUACCUUGUUCACAGUCUUCAAACUAGAGUUCUUGUUAGAUCUCCGGAGUACAUAAAAUAUGUGUCAGAAGUUUUACUGAAAAACGAAAAGACUCUUCACCGUGCUAUGAACUACAUUGGAUGGAGGGUUACACAUCAUUUUAUGAGGCAAGCAGGAAGGAGUUAUCGGAACCUCACCAACACGUUUAUGGAAAAUUUUAUCAAAGCUGAGCCCAUGCCUAGGUGGAGGAGUUGUCUGGCCGACGUCAACGAUGUGAUGCCACUUGCCAUUGGGAGCGUGUUUGUGGAUCAUGGUCUUUGGCGCGACAACCAGUUCAAAGCCUCCCGGAUUGUCGUUUCCUUGCUCGAAGUGUUGGCCAUUAUGUUUGAACGGUGGCCUGAAGAUGGCACCAGGUCAACAUUUUCCGGCCUCAGAAACGACAUGGAUUUUUUAAUCAGCUACCCGUUUUGGAUCAAACACGCUCCCACGCUAGACGCUUACUACGACGGUGUGAAGUCCGGGGGAGACUACUUUGAUCGUUACGUGAGCGCGUCUCGUGUCCACUACCAGAAUUACUUGUUGUCUACCAAUGUGACUCAGCGGCAUCGGCCACUGGCUGAGUUUAUUUUUCCCUCUCGCAUCGUGGACUUGAAACUCCUGUCGGGCCCUGCAAGAGAAAACGUAUUCUACGACUCUCGAGACAACACCCUGAUCUUACCUGCUGGAGCCUUGCAACCACCCUAUUACGACAGUAACAGCCCGCUAGGACUGGUAUUCGGCGGCCUGGGCACCCUCAUUGCCAGAGACCUGGUCAACGAGCUCUUCCACACUCCUGAAGGUGUGUUAAAAGAAGACCAAAGUAAGAACGUCUUUAGCAGAAAGUCCCAGUGUCUCCUUGACGAAAUGAUGAAAGGAAUGGUCUCCAACGCUAGCCUCGACUCCUCCAGUGUUAUUACAGAUGUGUUCACUCUUCGCGUGGCCUUCGAAGGCUACCACAUCUUCAUGGGUACAGAAGAAGACAAUACACUCCAGGGGGUCGCGGAACUGACCCCUGACCAGCUGUUUUUUAUCUCGGCCGUCCGGACACUCUGCACCAACAUCAGGGAGAGGCACUUCGCUCAAGUGGUGCUCCUCAAGAAGUCUGUCACGGAGAUGAAGCUUAUUGACACUGCCGUCAUGCAGAUGCGUGAAUUUGACGACACGUUUCACUGCGAAAAGAAAGACUCUGCCACUCUAAAGCAGAACUUUUUCAACAAAUGCGUGUACACAAGCUCCUAG